AUGGUAAAAGAUACUAAACUUUAUGAUAUUCUUGAAGUUAGUCCAAGUGCUACAGAGCCUGAAAUAAAAAAAGCUUAUAGAAAGCUUGCUCUUAAAUAUCAUCCAGAUAAGAAUCCAAAUGCUGGUGAUAAAUUUAAAGAAAUUGGGCACGCUUUUGAGAUUUUAUCAGACAGUCAAAAACGUGAUGUUUAUGAUAGAUUUGGCGAAGAAGGUUUAUCAGGUGAAGGUGGUAUGGGAAUGUCAGCUGAAGAUUUAUUCACUAGUUUCUUUGGCGGUGGUAUGUUUGGUGGUGGUAGGUCUGGUGGACGGCAAUCAGGGCCUAGAAAAGGAAAAACUAUGAAACAUAUUUUAAAGGUUUCUCUUGAAGAUUUGUAUUCGGGAAAAGAAUCAAGAUUAGCAUUAAGCAAAAAUGUUAUAUGUUCUAAAUGUGAAGGAAAAGGCGGCAAAGAAGGUGCUGUUAAAAGCUGUCCAACAUGUGAUGGUACAGGUGUUAAGGUUACCUUGAGAACUUUAGGUCCAAUGGUACAACAAAUUCAACAAGCUUGCCCUCAGUGUCAAGGUGAAGGUGAAGUAAUUAAAGAUAAGGAUAAAUGUAAACAAUGUAAUGGUAAAAAAAUUAUCAAUGAACGUGAAACACUUCAAGUUCAUGUUGAUAAGGGAAUGAAGAAUGGUCAAGAAAUUACAUUCGCUGGUAAAGCUGAUCAGGCUCCUAAUACUGAACCUGGCGAUGUUGUAAUCAUACUGGAAGAAAAACCUCACGAUCGUUUUACAAGAAGAGGUGAUGACUUAUUUUACACCGCAAAGAUUGAAUUAUUAACCGCCUUAGCAGGUGGUCAAUUUACUAUUAAACAUCUUGACGAAAGAUUUCUUUUGGUUACAAUUCACCCUGGCGAAGUAGUUAAACCUGGUGAAUUAAAAUCAAUUCCAGGUCAAGGUAUGCCUUCACAUCGUCACCAUAACUAUGGUUCUUUAUUUGUUAAAUUUGAUAUCGAAUUUCCACCACCACAUUGGACCGAUGAUGCAAACAUUUUAAAACUCGAAAAAAUCUUACCACCAAGACGACAAAUUGAAUCAUCAGAUGAAGUAAGAGAUGAGGUAACAUUAACAAGUUUGGAUGACAUUCAACAACAAACAGCAGAAAAUCAUAUGACUAAUGGUAUACAAGAUGAGGAUGAAGAAGGUCAUGGACCAAAUGUUCAAUGUGCUCAACAAUAA
Entrophospora sp. SA101 is the source of this 1215-nucleotide messenger RNA. The record is from the annotation of a GenBank genome assembly. NCBI's taxonomy places the organism in Eukaryota, Fungi, Glomeromycota, Glomeromycetes, Entrophosporales, Entrophosporaceae.